AUGGCAACCAAUAAACAAGGUAUGGAUGAACAUGGUAAUACACAAUUGCCAACGAAAGCAGCUACAGAAGGUACACUUGCACCAGAAAAGGAAGCUGUUGUUGAACAUAUAACAACAAAACCUGUGCUUACAGGUAGUAAUUUAGAUGGAAUGAAUUCACAUGGUGAUACGGUUGUACCUGAAAAAGCAGCUGAAGCUAAUCUUGAUCGUCAUAUACAUGGUUUGCAUCCACAUACAGCAAAAGAAUAA
Rotaria sordida is the source of this 249-nucleotide messenger RNA. Lineage: Eukaryota; Metazoa; Rotifera; Eurotatoria; Philodinida; Philodinidae. The record is from the annotation of a GenBank genome assembly.